Molecule: messenger RNA, 16016 nt
Organism: Labeo rohita (rohu)
Lineage: Eukaryota; Metazoa; Chordata; Actinopteri; Cypriniformes; Cyprinidae
Gene: kmt2cb
Product: lysine (K)-specific methyltransferase 2Cb
Exons: 61
Coding region: 715-15450 (4911 amino acids)
Biological process (GO): positive regulation of transcription by RNA polymerase II
Cellular component (GO): MLL3/4 complex; nucleus
Molecular function (GO): histone binding; transcription coactivator activity; histone H3K4 methyltransferase activity
Source: RefSeq, a predicted model, not a curated record
GUGAUUCGGUUACACUCAAAUAUGGCUACCAUGGAGUCAGAGCUACAACUUUAAUAUUUGUACUAAUGCAGAAAUGUAACGUUUUACGUCAUUCUCCGUUUAGCAGUCGCGUGUAAUGAUCGUUUUUUGCGCGUACAAAUUGUGACUAGCCAGGCAAGGAGAUCAUCUCGAUGUGUUUAGCGUUAAUAAAGUAUUGCUCGAAAUUGCAGCUUGCUCCGCGAGCUGAUCGAAAUCGUCAGGAUUGAAAGCUUGAAAGCGAGAUCUGCUUUCGGUUUUCCCUCAUUUGAGGAUAUUUCUGCCUGUUUUUUCCCGAAUGUGGCCAGAGCUCGGCUCCUGUCAUCGCCUCGCAGGAGCUCAGAUAGCGGUCGGUAUGGCUUGUUUUCGGAUGAGGGAUGUAACCCGCGAGGAUUUGGCGAUGUGGGAUGAAGCGGAAUAAAGAAAAGUGAUCCGUUCAGACCGAAGGAAAGCGGCCGCUUUCUGCCUUUGGAUUAAACAUUGUCGAUUUUCCGGAUCUAAAAGUGGAUUUUACUGGAGUACGUGUACAGUAUCGCAGAAGAUAUCGCUUUGUCACGCUGGCUUAUUUUCCUGAGGAAUAGUGGUGUAUUCCUCCCCAACCCCCCAGCGCCACAAACACUAAACAAAAGUACUGUAUGUCACGUAUAUGACGGUUCUUGUCAUGAAGGAAAUAAAUAAAAAUUGCUAGGGUCGAAGAGAAUGUCAUCAGAGGAGAAAAGUCUAGACCCCUCUGACAAAGGACCCUCACCACCUCCUAGCAGCUCUGGGGCCACUCCCACAGGAAGUCCGGCCCCCACGGAUAAGCGGCCCCGGGGCCGCCCUCGUAAGGACGCAUUAUCCACGGCAACACCGCCGCCGUCUGUGCCCAGACAGAGAAAGAAGAAUCGGGGGCGAGGAAAAGCUCUGGUGGAGGAUGAAGACAGCACAGAUGGAAUGGAGACUGCAGAAACAGGAAGCACACAGGAGACAGUCACUAAAGGGCAGCAGGAGGAGACGGCGGGCGCCUCUGCCGUGGCAGUUUCAGCAGAGGGGGAGGAAGAGGAGCAGUCGUCAUCCCCUCUUCCUGCGAGCCCUGAGACGGGGGCGGCACAAACAUCAUCAGCCUCUGGAGAAGCUAAAAGCAGCGAACAGCUCUGUGCCUUCUGUUACUGUGGUGGUCGAAGCCUGUUGGGCCAGGGGGAUCUGAAGCCAUUCAGGGUCACGCCUGGAUACGACCCUCCACUCCCACAAUCCUCCGCAGAGGACGGCCACGACCGUGACGACAAGAGCGGGGCUGCCAGCCAAUCAGGGAGGCACAGGGGCCCAGAGAGUGUCGGGCCCGAGGAAGGAGGAGGCAGAUUCUGGGACGAGCUCCGCCACGUCGGCCUGCCGGACGGCAUUGACGUCCGAACAUUCUUUGAUGAGUCGGGUCAGUGCUGGGCUCAUCAAAGCUGCGCGUUGUGGUCAAAUUUUGUGUGUCAAGCGGAGGAUCAAUCACUGCUAAACGUGGACAAAGCCAUCCACUCAGGGAGCACAGAGCAUUGUGCAUAUUGUAAGCGCCUUGGAGCAUCCAUCAAGUGCUGUGAGGAGGGGUGUGAUCGCUCGUACCAUUACCCCUGCGCGGGGGCCGCCGGCACCUUUCAGGACUUCAGGAGGCGCUCUGUCCUGUGCACAGAGCACAUUGAACUGGCCGUCAGCAAAUAUGAAGAAGAGGCGAACUGUAUAUUGUGCGACAGCCCCGGGGAUCUCCUGGACCAGCUUUUUUGCACCAGCUGUGGGUUGCACUACCACGGCAUGUGUCUGGACAUCAGCGUCACUCCUCUGAAGAGGGCAGGCUGGCAGUGCCCCGAGUGCAAAGUCUGUCAGACAUGCAAGGAGCCUGGAGAAGACACUAAAAUGCUAGUGUGCGAUAUGUGCGACAAAGGCUAUCACACUUUCUGCUUGCAGCCGGCUAUGGACACUAUCCCCACCAACGGCUGGAGGUGUAAGAACUGCCGGAUGUGUGUUCAGUGUGGCACCCGGAGCGGUGAACAAUGGCACCACAACAGCCUACUGUGCCAAAACUGUGGCGAACAACAGGACACCACCGUCCCCUGCUUGUGUCCCAGCGACGUAGAUCCAGACGCCCACAAAGACCUGCUUUCUUGCCAUCAAUGCAAAAGAUGGUUCCACCCAGAGUGUGAGCGACCAGGUGAAGGUCACGCACAUCCACAGUCCAAAGAAGAUCACAUAUGUUCCGUCUGUAGAAACGCGAGCUUUGUAUCAGAUCCUGUGCGCACGGAUGCAGAAGGAAUCCAGGCGGAGAUUCAAUCACAUGUGGACGCUGAAGAAAACACACAGCCAGUUCCAUCAAACAACGAUUCUGAGCUUGACAAAGUUCAAGACGUAGAACCUCACCAGCCUGUCAGCGAGAUGCCGAGUGAAGAGAAGCAAGAGGAUGAAAAACAAUUGACGGAAAUUGGUGCAGACGCUAGUGGUGAUUUAGCCAAGCCAGAGUGCAGGGAGACCUCAGACCACAGCACAGAAAAUGAGCGGACUUCAGUUACAUCUCCUCAGGAGACAAAAGGUCCUGAAGUUUCAGAGCCGCAUGAGCAGCAGCUAGAUUCAGCUCCAGAGACGUCCACAGUCCAGCAGCUUGUGUCAUCUUUUGAAACAGAGGAGCCUCCUGAGACUUCAGCUACACUCAUGGAAAACAUCUCCCAAAAUGAGGAUGACAGCAAGCCCUGCCUGGAGGAGCAGAAAACCAACCUAUCACCCACCAAAGAGCCAACUCCAGCCUGUACCUCCCAUGAGGAAGAACCCAUGGAGGUUUCCUUCACGGAUGAACCUUCCACAGUGUCUCAUGGAGUUACCGUAGAGCCUGAGGUUAGUACUGCUAAGACUACACCAGGAGUUCAGAGCCAGGAUAUAACAGAUGUUAUGGUGCAGCAGCACGACAUUACUCCUGAGAGCCGCGUACAGGAAACGGACAUCACUAUGGAUAGUGAUGAGCGAUGUUUGGCCAAGCUGAGUUCACUGGUGGAGGAGAGGACGUCGUUACAGCAGCCUCCAUGCAGGCAGCCUGAGAGUUUGCCCUUGGUUGUGCAUGGGGCGUCCCAGCUCCAGUACCAGGCCCAGGCUGUCUCAGGACAAGCCAUCAGCAAUGUGCCUUCAUCCACCUUCAUACCAUUCACUCCAAAAAUCGGGAUGGGCAAGCCAGCCAUCUCUAAGAGGAAGUUUUCACCUGGAAGACCCAGAGUCAAGCAGGGAGCAUGGAGCACCUCUCGCAGACCGAGCUCCCCUUCAUGGUCCCUUGACCCGACUGAGGGCUGGGACGGGCCAAAGAGCAGGCAGCCCCACAGCACGGCCGCCUGGAUAAUCCGUGUGGGCCGGGGGUCUGGCUUCCCCAGCAGGAGACGCCCCAGGGGUUCGGGUGUCACGGGCCGGGGAGGACGUGGCCGUGCCAGAAUGAAGAACGGAGUCCCUCCAAUCCCAAUACCAGGACAGAUAAACAUCAUGGAACCCAUUUGCACAUUCAAGGAAGAGGAAGAAAACGCCAUGCACAAUACAGUAGUGAUUUUCUCUAGUACGGACACGUUCACUAUGAAACAGGAUAUGUGUGUGGUUUGUGGGAGUUUUGGACAGGGUGUGGAGGGUCGACUCCUGGCCUGUGCUCAGUGUGGACAGUGUUACCACCCCUUCUGUGUGAAUAUAAAGAUCACUAAGGUGGUGUUGAGUAAAGGCUGGCGGUGUUUGGAGUGCACCGUGUGCGAGGCGUGCGGUCAGGCCAGCGAUCCCGGACGUCUGCUGCUCUGUGACGAUUGUGACAUCAGCUACCACACCUACUGCUUAGACCCGCCCCUGCAGAACGUGCCCAAUGGGAGCUGGAAAUGCAAAUGGUGUGUGUCCUGUACGCAGUGCGGCGCCACGUCUGCGGGUCUGAGGUGUGAGUGGCAGAAUAAUUACACUCAGUGUGCCCCUUGCGCCAGCCUGGCCUCAUGCCCGCUGUGCCAGCAGGACUACAACGAGGAGGAGAUCAUCCUGCAGUGCCGCCAGUGUGACAGGUGGAUGCAUGCCUCGUGUCAGGGAAUCCACUCAGAGGAGGAGGUGGAAAAGAUUGCAGAUACCAGCUUUGACUGCAGUCUGUGCCAAGGCCAUACGCCCCUCUCUCCUGCGCCUGGAACGCCGGCCAAGUCUUGUUUGGAUUUAGUCGAGUCUGUUCUCAUGCCACAGAGAGUCACAAAAGCAAGAGAUCCUGACCUGACGAGGACGUACACCCAGGACGGCGUUUGUCUCACAGAGUCUGGUCUGUCACAGCUCCAGAGUCUCGCCAAUGCAGCCUCGCGGCGGAGACGCUCCAAACCCAAACUCAAACUGAAGAUCAUAAACCAGAACAGUGUGGCCGUGCUGCAGACGCCUCCAGACCCACAGACCGAACUCUCCAGAGACGGAGACCUCGACGACACCAAAACAGAAGGGGAGAUGAUGGUGGACGGUGAGGUGAAGUCAGACUCCAGCCCAGAGAGAGAGCCCACAGCAGAAGACGACUCUAAAGAAACCGAUCCCUCCAAGAAGAGGAAGAGGAAGCCCUACCGCCCAGGUAUUGGAGGAUUCAUGGUCAGACAGAGGAACCGGAUGGGUCCGGGCAGAGCCAAACAGGCCUUGGUCCGAAAGGACUCCACUGGAUCUGAAACCCUGCAAGGCAAAGAUGAGAGCUGGGGCGACCAAGCGCCUGACACUCCAGUUGAUGAAAAACACCCUUUGUCUGAUUUUCCUGACAAUCCUGAGGUUAAAAUACGGAAACGCUACAGGAAAAAGAAGACCAAACUGGAGGAGGCUUUCCCUACUUACCUACAGGAGGCCUUUUUUGGGAAAGACCUGCUGGACAAGAGCAAACAGAGCAGACAGGAAACCACACGGCUGCUAGAGGAUGAGCGAGACAGGAAACAGUUCCCGGCCAAUCAGAUGAAGCCAUUGUCAAAUGCAUCACUCAGUGCGUCAGCGACACCGCUGCCCAGUAAAGCAGUAGCAGCACAGAAUUCUGUGGAGCCUCUAGUGGACCUGUCCGAAGAGCUGAAAUCAGACACAGAGCUGCUGGGAAUGUUUUCUGAUAACAAGCAAACAGAGGAGUCCGGUCUUGAUUUUUGCCCUUUCCAAGUUGAGUACUCUCCUUCACCAUUUGGUCUGGACGUUGCACCUUUAACAGAGGACGCAUCUGUUUCGUCUCAAACUCAUCUAGGCCGAACUCAUCCACGUCAGGUGCACGAGGAGCCACUGGAUGGCAUCCUCAGCCCUGAACUGGACAAGAUGGUCACUGAUGAAUCAAUACUCAGCAGACUCUACAAAAUACCAGAGCUUGGUGGGAAGGAUGUGGAGGAUCUCUUCACAGCUGUCCUGAGCCCCAGCACCAGCCAACCUCCUCAGAUGCCUCAACAGAUCCAGGGAGCUCAAACCCUGCAAGGUCCCGCAGGCCCUGGUUUACAUCCCUCCCAACCCAACUCAGGAAUGUCUUCACGAAUGCCAGUGAUGAACGGUUUGAUGGAACCCAAACAGCAGUUUUCACAGUCCCAAAUUGGUCCUGGAGCAGGGCCUGAUAUGGCUCGAAAUAUCCCGUCGAUGCAGCGCAUGCCUUUCUCAGACAAUCUUAGGGACAGGAAGUUCAAUCUGAUAGCGCAGGAGACUGCUGGUCCGUGGUCAGCAACAGGGUCAGCUUCUGCCUCUGCUCCAGCCGCUGCCUCCGAGGUGGAGGGAGACUCCAUGUCCACUGCACAGAAAAGCACUCUGAAGUGGGAAAAAGAGGAAACACUCGGAGAACUUGCCACCGUUGCACCGGUCCUGUAUACUAAUGUCAACUUCCCAAACCUCAAGGAGGAAUAUCCAGACUGGUCAACACGAGUAAAACAAAUUGCAAAACUCUGGAGAAAAGCAAGUUCACAGGACCGGGCGCCAUAUGUGCAAAAGGCCAGAGAUAACAGAGCAGCCCUGCGCAUUAACAAAGUUCAAAUGUCCAACGAGACCAUUAAGCGGCAGCCGCCUCAGCCACAGCAGCCUUUAGAAGUGUUUGAUCCUGCUAUUCCACCUCUGGACCCGGAAUUACUGUUCAAAGAUCCACUGAAGCACAAGGAAUCAGAGCAUGAACAAGAAUGGAAGUAUAGACAGCAAAUGAGACAGAAAAGUAAGCAGCAAGCCAAGAUUGAAGCUACACAGAAACUUGAGCAGGUGAAGAAUGAGCAACUUCAACAGCAGCAGCAGCAACAACUUCCGUCAAUCAGCCAAUCUGAGUUUGACUCUUCCGGUAACCUGAAGAGUCCAGUGUCUGUGCAUUCCAACAAUGGGAGCAUGUCUCCCAAGCAGCCCAGUACAAAAAAUGGGGUUUCAAAGUCACAGCUACCUAGCACGCCAACAUCGUGUUCCCCAGAUGAUGUCUUUUUGCGGCCUCAUCCACCACCCCCAUCUUCAGGAUCUCAGCCACAGAGCCCUCAGAUGUUCUCCCCAAGCUCCUCUGGCUCUAGACCAUCCUCACCCUGGGAUCCCUACACCAAAAUGGUAGGCACACCCAGACCUCCACCCACUGGGCAGGGAACUCCCCGCCGUAACUCAGAGUCAGGGAAAUCUCCCAGGGGUCUUUCAGAGCCAAUUGGCUCUCCAACAGCCAUAUGUAAUGACCCCUAUGCCAAGCCCCCCGACACCCCAAGGCCAGCAGGACCUACAGACCCUUUUCUCAAACCCAUGUGCCCUCCCAGGGCAAGUCAGACUUUGGAAGGGAGACAUCUUAUUGGCUCCCCAGGCCAUGAUCCAUUUUCUAGGGUGUCUGUGAGAAAGGAAGCCUACCAGAGGAUGCCUCAGGGCAGGAUGAUACUCUCGGACCCAUAUGCUCGUCCUUUACUCACUCCUAUCCCAGGCAGCAAUGAAUCAGGGUCCGUCCAGGUCUUUAAAACUCCUAUGCCACCCCCUCAGGCUCAGGAACAAUAUGCAGGUAUGCAUGCACGGAGAGCAAGUGGGGAUCCCUUUGAAAGACCAAUGAUGCCCCCUCGUUCCUCUGAGGGAUUCUCCCAGAAUCAACAGAAUGAUCCUUACGCACAGCCUCCACUCACUCCUCGUCCUGCAGUAGGUGACGGCUAUGCAAAUCAAAGGGUUCCACGACCACCCCAAACCCUCCCUUUUUCUCAGCCUGGGCCAAUGGCUCGCCAGCCUUCCUGCAACCCAUAUGCUCGAGCCCCUUCCACCCCUCGUCCAGACUAUUCCCAGUGCGAUCCCUAUGGACAACAACCUGCUACACCAAGACCUUCCAGUGACCCUUUUGCCCCAUCUCCAUUUUCUAACCCAUACUCUAGAAUGCCAGGCACACCUAGACCACAUGACCCUGAGCCCUACUCUCAGCAGACUGCAUCUCGCCAUCCAAUCAUGAUGAAUCAACCCUCUCAGCAGCAACCCUCUCAGCAGACUCAGAACCGCAUAAUGUCCCCUAUGGACCCUUAUGCACAACCCCCUGGUACCCCUCGCUCAGGAAUGGUAGACCGGUUCCCCAAGUCUCCAAGUCACCAAAGGACUCCUGAUCCUUUUAGUCAACCUCCUGGACUGCCACGAUCUGUAGGGCCUGAUCCUCAUGCACAGACAUUGGGAAGGUCCCAGUCAUUGCCUAAUGAUUCUUGUGCACAUCCCUCACGAACGCCUCAUCCUGGAGGCGUCGGACAGGGAUUGGGACCUGGGCCCAUGUCAAAUCAAGAUCCAUUCUCUCCUCCUCAAGUCUUGAUGCAAGACACUUUUGCCAGUCCAACAAAACAUGUUCCGCAGACUCUUAAACAUCUGGGCAUGACAGAUGAAACGGUAUCUCAACCGCUAUCCAGUCGACCCAAUCAGACUCCCAUUCAUGACCCCUUUGAGCAAGCCCCCAUGCUUCCACAUCCUCAAUGUGGAGAAAAUAAAGAGCAACAAGGUUUGGUACAGAGUAUGAGUUCCCACCCCAUGGGGCAGCCCAGCAUUGAAGCUCAAACGGUACCUCUUGCUGAAGCAGAGGAAAGACUCAGACAGCGCCAGCGUAUUCGAGAGUUGCUCCUCAAACAGCAACAGCAGAAGAGUGCCAUACGUCAAGAUAAGGGUGUACAGGAUCAUCCUCUGGCCAUGCCUCCAGGAACCCCUCAGCAUUGGAGUCAGGAGUCUACAGGCCAACAGAGUGAAAUUUUUAAUCGCCCACCACCACCAUAUCCCGGUCCAGUAGCUGUGAGAGCCCCUCAGAGAUUUCAUGGGCCAUUCCCAGGAGAUCAACAGGGGCAUUUCCCUGACGCCCAGUUUCCUAGACCACAGUUUCCUGGGGAUGCUGACUCAAAUAUAAGGCAGCUUGGGCCAAGGAUGCCCAUCUCUCCUAAUGUCCAAGGUCCUCUGGGAGUUCCAAGGCCUCAUCAGAUGCAGGAACCAAUAAUUGAAGCUCAUCCACAGAUGAGAAGAUCCAUGUCUAUGGACUUGGGAAAAUCAAUAGGAGGCAACCCUUUAGUAACCCCACAUUUGCCCCCUCGUGGCAUGCACGUGCAACAGCAUAACAUCAUGGGGCAGCCUUUCAUAGAACUGAGACACAGGGCACCAGAUAGUAGAUUGAGGCUUCCAUUUGGAACAACUCCUAUGCAGGGAAAUCGAAUGGAAUCUCCCUCAUUGCAGCGACCCCCAAGUUUCAUGGGUGGCCAAGAAAUGGGAUUCCCCUUUAAUCAGGUUCCAAAGCCAAUGGACACAGCAAUGAAUCAGCCUCAGGUAGUUAAUACGCAGAUGCAGGCAUCUCUCAGCUUGGGGAAUUUACAGCAGGCCAAUAUUCAACUGAGAGCCGGACAUCCACAAAUCCCCCUAACAAGGUCUAUAAGCCAACCCGCUUCCAAUGAGACACUCACCGCUCCCUUACUUACAAGUAUCGCUGCUACAUCUGCUGUUCAAAACGAUGAGGGUCCUUUAUCCACAAAUGAGGUACCUGAGGAGAAAAUCGAUACUGAUGAAUCUGCUGUGAAGGACCUUGAAGAUGUAGAGGUGAAGGACCUUGUCGAUGCAGAUUUAGAGAACCUAAAUCUCGAUCCAGAUGAUGGAAAGGACUUGGAUCUUGAAACGAAUGACCUGCAUCUAGAUGACUUCUUAACGUCUGGGAAAUUUGAUAUAAUUGCCUAUGCUGAUGCUGAUUUAGAUCUUAGCGAGGAUCUGGAUCUCAAUGAUCCAAUAGAAGACCACACUGAGACGUCUGAUUUCCAAAAGACAAAAUCUGAGAAAAAGACUGACAGUUUUGAUGGCUCAUCGUCAUCAUGUUCUACAUCGACAGACAAGGACGUGGUAGACAAAACUGCCCAGUCUCAAGGUCACAUCAGUCAAGAUGUUUCUCAGGAUCAGGUGUUGGCUUCCUUAAAAACAGAGGAGGAUAGCAAAAAUGGACUUAAAGAUUGCUUGUCCCAAGACACUUCUUGUAAGAAUCAGGUCAAUGAUAGUACUGCCAUUAAUCAAGCUAGCUUUGAAAGUGACAUUGAUGCCAGUUUACAGGUUGCAAAGUCUGGAAUUCAUCCCGAUGCUACUCCAGUGCUUUCAAGCAUGCUGGUCAAUGUACCACCAGAAGAUGAAUCACAGAAACAGGAACAUUGUGGGCAGACAGCUGCACAAAGCAACGCUCCAAAUCAGGAAGCUGCAAUGUCACUCAGUAGCACUAUGCUGGGGCAAGAAAACUUCUCAGUGCAGGGGAUGGAUACUGGUCUCAGUAUUGACCAGUCUUUGGUGUCUUCCCAUGGUGAAGGUGCAUUAGAAGUCCCAGGCUCCAUUCAGGAACAGCAGCAAAGCCAUAUUUUUGGUUUGGAUCAAAAGGAUGCUGUACUCUCAGGGGAACAACACAGUAUUCUUGCCCAACAGGCAAUGUUGUCACAGCAAGGCCAGCAGAACAGACCAUUGCUUCUGGAGGAGCAGCCCCUCCUUCUUCAAGACCUCCUAGAUCAAGAGAGACAGGAGCAGCAGCAGCAGAAGCAAAUGCAAGCUAUGAUAAGACAGCGUUCUAGUGACUCAUUCUUCCCCAACAUAGAUUUUGAUGCUAUCACAGACCCCAUAAUGAAGGCAAAGAUGGUCGCAUUAAAAGGAAUCAAUAAAAUGAUGGUUCAGAACAACAUGGGAAUGUCUCCUAUGGUCAUGAACAAUGUCCAGACAGGACAGGCACUACCAGCUCCUGAGGGAGGUAUACCUCCAAUGCAGUUGGCAGGACAGGAUGGCAAACCUGCUCCUCACAUGGCACGACCCAAUCCCCCAAAUUUUGGAACAGGAUUUUCCCAUGAUGCACAGAAGGUUCAGUAUGAGGACUGGCUCAGGGAAACCCAGCAGCUGCUUCAGAUGCAGCAGAAGUUUUUGGAGGAGCAGAUUGGGGCCCAUAGAAAGUCAAAAAAGGCCCUGUCAGCCAAGCAGAGAACUGCCAAGAAAGCAGGACGGGAGUUUCCUGAGGAGGACGCAGAGCAGCUGAAACAUGUGACAGAGCAGCAGGGGGUGGUGCAGAAACAGCUGGAACAGAUUCGCAAACAGCAGAAGGAGCAUGCAGAGCUAAUAGAGGAGUACAGGGUUAAACAGCAGCAGCAAGGUGGCAUGCAGCCCGCAAUGAUGCAAGGAAUGCCACCAAUGCAGCCUCACGCUGGUAUGAUGCCAGUUGGGCCCCCAAUGAACCAACCUAUGAUGGGUCCCAUGAUGCCCAUUCGUCUCCACCCUGGCCAACCAGACGCAGCUAAUGUGACCAACACAGCAGGUUGGCACCCUGGUGCACCUGUUUCCAGCGGAGGACCUCAAAUGCCAGGAGUAAUGCCUGCUCAAGUAGUGCAGGCACAGCCUCCGCAGCCACCAGUGGCUAGGCCCAGUCAGGGGCAGGCAGGUGGCGAGUCUCCUCAUGUGAAUUUUGAUGAUACCAACCCAUUUAGUGAAGGCUUCCAGGAGCGUGAGCGCAAGGAGCGACUACGGGAGCAGCAGGAGAGGCAAAGAGUUCAGCUCAUGAAGGAGGUGGAAAGACAACGGGUGAAACACUGCAUGGAGCAACAGCAAGUCGCGAACUGCCAAGACGGUACAAUGAGGGCCUUGUCCCAAAUGCCUUUUUACAACCAGGAGCUCCCGCAGGACUUCAUGCAACCACCCAGAAUGCAGCAGCAGAUGCAAGGUCCGCCAUUUCCACAGCAGCAAGGCAUGCAACCAGGGUUCGUUGGAGGACCGCCCAGACCAAUGAUGGGUAACGGUCCGUUCCCUCAGGAAAUGGGACCUGGGUUUGUUUCUGAGAACCUAGCACUCCAUGGGCCUAACUUUGUCCAAGCCCAAGCUAGACCUCAGAGAUAUCCUGGGCCAAACAUGAUGCCCCAGAAUCCAGCUCAAGGGCAUCAGUUUCCAAUGGAGGGUCCCACGCCCUUGCCUCCAAACUUUCCAGGUCCCGGUCCGUCGCUUAUCCAGCUGUACUCCAAUAUCAUUCCAGAGGAGAAGGGAAAGAAGAAAAGGAACCGCAAGAAGAAGAAAGACGAUGAUUGUGAGUCGCUGAGAGCUCCUUCUACACCUCACUCGGACCUGACAGCUCCGUUAACACCUUGCGUUUCAGAUACAUCAUCCACUCCGACAAGGAACCCAAUGGUUUUUGGCGACCAUGAGUUCUGCGAGACGUCCCAGCCUGGAUCGUCUACACCAGGCUCCAUGAGCAGCCAGCCGCACUCUGAGCUGGAGCGCCAGCUCUCUGAAGGCAGCUGCGGUGGAGGGCCCGAGAUGGCCAUGGCCCAACAGGAGAUGCAUGACAGGAUCCUGUCCAACAUCAAAUUGGAGAAGGUGGAGGCGAGUGACUGCCAUGGGCAUAAGGGAAUGGAGAUGGAAAUGAGACUAGGCAUGGUGAAGGUAGAGGGAGAGAGGGAAGGAAUGUUGCUUCAUCCUUUGAACCAAAGUCCAGCCAACAGCUCGAAAGAAGCUGGGAAUGAGCUCCUCAAACACCUCCUGAAGAAUAAGAGGACUCCACCUCCUGCAUUGCCCCACCAGAGAUCUGAAGACAGUUUGAGGUCAGAGGAAGAGGGAUCCAUGGACUGCAAAGCAUUUCUGCGACAGAGCUCCAUGGACAGCACUGGGACAUUUUCGGAUUCACACCCUGAUUUCCCUGGACCAUUACUUCCAGAGGACAAAAAGAAACAGAGGAACAAGAGGGCACCCAAGAGCGGAGACAGACCCGCUCCCCGCUGUAAAAAGAGGAAGAAAGAGGAGGACGAGAAUCAAGUGUAUUCCUCUACUGAGCCAGUAAUGACCCAGUUAAAACAGCAGCAGCUUUCUCUCUUGCCCCUAAUGGAGCCUCUGGUGGGGGUGAACUUUGCCCAUUUCGUGCCCUAUGGGGGUGGACAGCUGGAUGGAGAGAGCCGUCUCUCGGGCACAUUUGGGAGCGCCUCAUUGGAUGGCGUCUCUGACUAUUACUCCCAGCUGAUUUACAAGCAGAAUAAUCUGAGCAACCCCCCCACACCUCCUGCCUCCCUGCCCCCGACUCCUCCUCCAGUGGCGCGCCAGAAGUUGCUCAAUGGCUUUGCCACAACAGAGGAGCUUGCCAGCAAAGGUGGUGUCAUUGUUGGCCAUGAUGUCACCAAAGGGCUGCUUUCUCGACCGCUGCAGUUUAAGGCUGAGGAGGAGCUGCUGGCUCGAGCUCUAGCUCAGGGGCCCAAAACUGUGAAUGUGCCGGCCUCUCUUCCCACCCCGCCUCAUAACAACCAAGAAGAGCUCAGGGGACAGGAGCACUGUGAAGACAGAGACACCCCAGACAGCUUCGUCCCGUCUUCUUCCCCAGAGAGUGUCGUUGGCAUGGAGAUCAGCCGCUAUCCUGAUCUCUCAUUGGUCAAGGAGGAGCCUCCUUCUCCAGCCCUGUCUCCAGUAAUUCCAAUGUUUCCUGUCUUUAGGGGCAAAGGCUCAGAGGUCAGGUUACGAGAGGUCAAGACGGAGCCUUCGUCAAUGUUUUUCGGCUCUCCAUUUGGAUCAGUGCAAAAUGGCUCCAACACUGGACUGGUGUCCAUCGCCAUCACACUGAAACCAGCAGCUGCUGAGAACAUCACUGACGUGGUUGCAGCCAUUGCUGACCUGAUCCAUGUGAAGAUCCCCAGCAGCUAUGAGGUCAGCAGUGGCCCCGGAGGAACUAUGGGGGCCAUCAAGACCUCUGUGGAUCCACAGCGUCUGACCUCUGCACUUCAUGAGCCGAAUGGACCGCGGGUCACACAGCAAGCACCUCAGCACCUGCAGCUUCAGCACAACCAUAACAAAAGUCUUGUUGGCAGUAGACUGCAGGGUAAGAAGGGACACGAAAGCCCAGGACUGAAGCAACAGUGGUGUCAGCACUGUAAAGUGGUUGUUCUGGGCAAUGGCGUGAGGAAAAUGACCAAAGAUGAGCAGGGCAAAGCACAGGAGUCUCAGUUAUGUUCGGACGGUGGUUUGGUGUUCUGCAGUCAUAGCUGUCUCAUUCUGCACUCAUCAUCCUCUCAGUCCAAUGGGAGCACAGACACCAAGGCGUCUGUUGCUCUACUUUCUGAAAGUGCUUUGAAGCAGAGUCCCUCAAAAGUCCAGCACCAGUACAGCAACAACAUGUCCUCGCUGGAUGUCCACUGCCUGGCCCAACUCCAGCCCAAACCAUCCCCUCCUUCUCCAAACCUCCACAUGGCUUUUACCCCAGCCGAGGCAGCUCAAGCGAUCAAGAUGGAAUCCAAACCUGAAAGCAUAUCGGAGAGUCAUCUGAAAGUGACGGUAAAGCUUAAACCACGUUCUCAGAGCCUGAUGGAAGACAAACCGUGGCAUCACGGCAAACGGUGGAAAGGUCUGCGCUGGCGAAAAUGGACGGUACACAUUACAAUACCAAAAGUUGCCACCCAAACAUCUGAGUCGGAAUUUGAGGAGCUUUUGCAGCAGCUCAACUCAUCUUUGCGGCCGUGCUCAACGACUCGCGAUCGACGCCGCUGCUGUUUCUGCCAACAGAUAGGCGAUGGGAUGACGGAUGGUCCAGCCAGGCUGCUCAACUUGGAUUUGGACACUUGGGUGCACCUCAACUGCGCUCUCUGGUCCUCUGAGGUUUACGAGACGCAAGCAGGUGCCUUGAUCAAUGUGGAACUGGCACGCCAACGAGGGCAAACUGUGGUUUGUGCGUUCUGUCAGCGCUUGGGCGCCACCAGUGGCUGUCAUCGACUGCGUUGCCUCAACAUCUACCACUUCACCUGCGCCCUACAAGCCGGCUGUACGUUUUUCAAGGAUAAGACCAUGCUGUGCCACCAGCACCGGCCGCGAGGAUCUGGCGCCGCCGCCGGGUUGCAUUUAGAACAGCAGCUGCGUUGCUUCUCCGUGUUCCGCCGCGUUUUCGUGCAGCGCGACGAGCUGCGACAGUUAGCUGCGGCUGUGCAGCAGCCUGAGCGUGGCCAUACUUUCCGUGUGGGCAGUUUGCUUUUCCAUGCAAUGGGUCAGCUGCCACCUGCACUGCUGCCCACGUUUCAUUCAACCACAGCCAUCUUUCCACCUGGCUACGAGGCGAGCAGACUCUACUGGAGCAUGCGGCACGGUCAGAAGCGCUGCCGGUACGUCUGCUCUGUGGAAGAGCACGAGGGGCGUCCUGAAUUCACCAUCCGCGUUAUUGAGCAGGGAUAUGAAGAACUGUUGCUGACUGACACCACUGCUAAAGGAGUCUGGGAUAAGGUUCUUGGGCCCGUGGCUGAGAGGAGAGCUGAGACGGGCAUGCUGAGACUCUUCCCCAUCUAUCUCAAGGGAGAGGACCUGUUCGGACUCACCGUCUCAGCAGUUACCCGCAUUGCUGAAUCGCUGCCGGGUGUGGAGGCGUGCUCGAGGUAUCGAUUCCGCUAUGGACGUAAUCCCAUGUUGGUGCUUCCGCUGUCCAUCAAUCCAUCUGGCUGCGCUCGUUCUGAGUUGCAGACGUACCCCCAUCAUGAGAGGUUAAAGAUCCUCUCUGUGUGGUCCAGAACAUCUCACUGCAUCCAGAACUCAACGGUGGCGGAGAGCGGAUCAUCUCACAGCAAGCACUUUGUGCACUCGAAGUCAUCUCAGUACCGCAGGCUAACCAGCGACUGGAAGACAAACGUCUAUCUGGCACACUCUCGCAUCCAGGGUCUUGGGCUGUUUGCAGCGCGUGACAUUGAGAAGCAGACCAUGGUGAUUGAAUACAUGGGGGACAUUCUGCGCACCGAAGUGGCCAUGAGGAAAGAGCUGCUGUACAAGGCUAAGAACCGUCCAGCGUACAUGUUCCGCAUCGACAGCGAGCGGGUUAUCGAUGCAACCCGGUCUGGAAGCCCUGCGAGGUACAUCAAUCACUCAUGCUUACCAAACUGUGUGGCUGAGGUUGUGACGUUCGAGCGGGGCCACAAGAUUAUCAUCAGUGCCGCCCGCAGGAUUGAGAGGGGAGAAGAGCUCUGCUACGAUUACAAGCUCACCCCGGUUGCAGAUCAGAGCAAGAUCCCAUGUCACUGUGGAGCCUCCAACUGCCGCAAGUGGUUAAACUAAAGAGGAGUGACAACAACAACUCCUCCAACAACUCUGAGGUGCCAAUUUACCAGAGGAAACGUGCAAAGAGGAAACAGCCAAUCCUGGAAGUUGUUGUAACGGGCGAUCAUUUUUUAAACGUGCAAAACUAAGAGGAAACACAACGCGAGAAUACAGCAUUGUGUGAGAGCCAUUCGUAUCAUUUGUUGACUUGAAAGGAGAAGGUUCCGUUAUGUGCAUGUGCCAUGAGUCUGUGUGUGUGUGUGUGUGUGUGUGUGUGUGUGUGUGUUUGUCAGCUCGAAUGCGUGUGCGUCACACGGGGCAGAUUUCACCAGCGAACGAGGACGGAGAAUGAGCGCGAGCACUGUGCCGGGUAUUGCCUUAUAGGUUGAUGGAGGGGCAGGCCCAUCUGUAUGACGAGAUCUGUAGAGACUGAACCGUAGAAAUCAAUGUAGAACAUCACUGAAUGGAGAAUGUACGGAAUUGACUUCCGCAAAGGGAAAAAAAAACAUGUUGCACUAAGAAAAAAAACAAAAAAAAGAAAACAAAAAAAGAAACAGAAAAGAAAACGAACUCACAACUCAAAA